UCCCCUCCUAGUGUAUUCAAUGAUGCCAGGCCACUCUAAUUUACAUACAUUGCCUUUGCAAAGCCCUCACGGAGCUCCUGCCAUGGCAUUGGCGCAUUUGGCGAAUCCCUCCUCCCCUUCUCUCUAGGCAGCGACUAGCGAGCAAGCUCGAAGCUCCGCGCCGCGCCAUGGGCCAUGGCGGCAGCGAUGGCGACGACUACCUCUUCAAGAUCGUCCUCAUCGGCGAUUCCGCGGUCGGCAAGUCGAAUCUCCUCUCCAGGUACUCGCGCAAUGAAUUCCAUCUCAACUCGCGCGCCACCAUCGGCGUGGAGUUCCAGACGCAGAGCAUGGUGAUCGAAGGCAAGGAGGUCAAGGCCCAGAUUUGGGACACCGCCGGCCAGGAGAGGUUUCGAGCUGUGACCUCGGCGUACUACAGGGGCGCCGUGGGAGCGAUGAUCGUCUAUGAUAUCAGCCAGAAGCAAACUUUCGAGAAUGUGGAGCGAUGGCUGGAAGAACUCCGAGUGUACUCUGACUUUAGCCUGGUCACGAUGCUCGUCGGCAACAAGUCCGAUCUCGAAAGCUUGCGCCAGGUUUCCAUCGAGGAGGCCACCGAUCUCGCCGAGAGAGAGGGCCUCUUCUUCAUCGAGACCUCAGCGCUCGACUCCACAAACGUGGCCGCCGCGUUUGAGACGGUGAUCAAGGAGAUCUUCGGCAUGGUGAGCAAGAAAAUCCUCUCCUCCGAUUCCUCCAAGGCGGGGACGCUCAGCGGCACCAAGAAACUCGGCCUCGAGAAUGGAAACAGCUCCAAACCUCAAGACUCCGGCCUAAGCUGCUGUUCUUCCUGAUCACGCGGUUAUUUAAUAUGCUAUUUAGUAAAUAUUAUCAUCGACCUGUUAUCUCAAAACAAGCUAGAGCUUUUCGAUA
Messenger RNA from Selaginella moellendorffii, 903 nucleotides. Its product is annotated as ras-related protein RABA5e. The transcript is spliced from 2 exons. Lineage: Eukaryota; Viridiplantae; Streptophyta; Lycopodiopsida; Selaginellales; Selaginellaceae. The record is from RefSeq and is a predicted model, not a curated record. Bases 168 to 824 code for a protein of 218 amino acids. Gene Ontology annotation, molecular function: GTP binding; GTPase activity. Gene Ontology annotation, cellular component: endosome.